This is a messenger RNA of Eutrema salsugineum, 2360 nucleotides long. RefSeq names its product TORTIFOLIA1-like protein 4. Gene Ontology annotation, cellular component: microtubule. The transcript is spliced from 5 exons. Lineage: Eukaryota; Viridiplantae; Streptophyta; Magnoliopsida; Brassicales; Brassicaceae. Gene Ontology annotation, molecular function: microtubule binding. The coding region runs from base 97 to 2010 and encodes 637 amino acids. The record is from RefSeq and is a predicted model, not a curated record.
GUCUACGCAUAAUCGGAGUUUUUUUUCUGCCGCCAUAUUCAAGCACUUAAUGUGAACACGUUCUCAAAUCGGAAAGUCAAAGUAGUAAAUUUCAAAAUGUCGGCUCACGGACGAUUUCCGGCGAGUCCACCGGUUUCUCUAUCUCCGGCGUCUUCCUCAUCUCCGAGUUCUCAUUCACCGUCGACUCCUGAUCUGAAGCAACGAGUCAUCGCCUGUCUCAACAAACUCGCCGACCGUGACACCUUAUCUCUCGCCACGGCGGAGCUCGACUCAAUCGCCAGAAACCUCACUCACGACUCCUUCUCUCCGUUCCUAAACUGCAUCCACAACACCGACUCUUCCUGCAAAUCUCCGGUGAGGAAACAGUGCGUCGCCGUCUUAUCCCUCAUGUCUCGCUACCACGGCGACUCUCUCUCUCCCCAUCUCUCUAAGAUGGUCUCCACCGUAAUCCGCCGUCUCCGAGAUCCGGAUUCCUCCGUUCGCUCCGCUUGCGCCGCCGCGACGGCGGAUAUGUCCGCUCACGUCACGAGACAGCCGUUCUCCGCCGUCGCGAAACCGCUUAUCGAGACGCUGAUCCAGGAAGGCGACUCAAACGCGCAGAUCGGAGCGGCGUUGUGCUUGGCUGCGUCAGUGGAAGCUGCGUCGGAUCCUGAAUCGGAGCAAUUGAGGAAGUCUCUGCCUAAGAUUGGGAAGCUGCUCAAGAGCGACGGAUUCAAGGCCAAGGCGGCGCUGUUGAGUGCGGUGGGUAGUAUAAUAAGCGCCGGCGGCGCGGGAACUAAACCGGUUUUGGAUUGGUUGGUUCCGGUUUUGAUUGAGUUUCUGAGCAGCGAGGAUUGGGCGGCGAGGAAAUCUGCGGCGGAGGCGUUGGGUAAAGUUGCGACGGCGGAAGAAUCGGCGUCGCAGUACAAGAAAGCUUGCACGGUGGCUCUUGAGAGCAGAAGAUUUGAUAAGGUGAAAAGUGUGAGAGAAACUAUGAAUCGAACACUGAAUCAGUGGAAAGAAGUUUCAAAUGGUUUCGACGAAGCUUCAUUAUCUCCAUCUAGAUCUUCUACUGAUGAUGGUAGCAUUGGAUGCUUUUCCUCUGUCACGAGAAGUUCCACCAUUGACGUUGGUUUUAAGUCCUCAAGACCAAAGAAAGCAACGCCUAUAAUGAAGAGGUCCCCAUCUUUGCCUGUGAAUAGAUCAUAUGCAGCUACUAGACAAAAGGAGAAUCUUCCAAAAAGAAAUCAAGGGAAUAUGACCAUGUUAGUAGUAGAAGCAGCAGCCUCUAGUGUGGAUAACAAGGGACCACAGUUUCCACCGGUUAAGCAAUCUUUGGAGGAUCGGAGUAGUAAAGUGGUAGAAUCGGAGGAGGAGAAGGCGAACUCAGGGGGACCAGAUAUAAUCAAACAUACAAUCUCCGAGAAAAGCCGGGAAGAUAAAGUGCAUGGCUUUGGUAGUUUGAGGUCUGGCUCAAGGGUUGCACCUUGCAUUGACGAUGGUGAUUCUGUUGCCAAGAGUGGUAAAGAUGAUGUUGAUGAGAGCAGGAAAGACAGCGAGGAACUGUCUUUGAUACGAGAACAGCUUGCUCUCAUUGAGAACCAGCAGUCCAGUCUCUUAGACCUUCUUCAGAAAUUCAUGGGAAGCUCACAGAGUGGGAUCCAGUCUCUGGAGUCUCGUGUAAGCGGUCUAGAGAUGGCUUUGGAUGAAAUAUCAUGCGAUCUUGCGGUUUCAAACGGGAGAGUCCUUAAGAACAGUAGCUGUGGAGGAGAGAGUUGUUCCAAACUACCUGGUACAGAUUUCUUAAGUCCCACGUUUUGGAGAAAAACCGAGGAGAGACCAGUGCAAACACUGAUGAGAAACACAGUCUCUGAUAUCCCUGCGCACGAGCCAAGUUUUGACCGAGAAUCAACUGAUGUGAACAACGGUCAAAAGGGAGGAUCAGGUUCUCAAAACAGAGCAUCAAGAAACCGUUUUCAAGACUCUAUGCAUACAACACUACAGAAACCAACCACCAGAUUAUCUACUUGAAGUACAAGAGAGAGUUCACUUGAGUGAUUGAAUGUUUUGUGGGUAAGAGAUUGAUGUGAAGAUUGAAGCAGAGUAGAAGUUGACCAUACUGACUCAGACGCUGAAAUGAAAAAGCCUUUCUACUCUCACACACAUGCCUAAGUACGCUUUCUCAGACAAUCUAAUGAUAUAACCAGCGACGGAGCCAACAAAGAUUAAAUAUUUAAAUGCAUGUGAAUAGAAAUUAUACUUAUUGUAUUGUCUCUUUAGAGUUAUAUCAAAACCAUGAAUGGAGAUGUAAAGGUUUUGUGUGACUGUUUUGUGUUACGCUGAUCUUGUAAAUCACUGGGAAUUCAAGGAAUUAUUGGUUU